AUGAUAAUCAUAGCCCUUGGAUUUGAAAGACAAAGCGCAAUACGGGGUGCUGUUGUAAAUGUUCCUGUUUCUGUAAAUGAAACAGUUACAGCUCUUCCUAGAACAUUCGACCAAGCUAAUGUAAUUCAGCUUCAUUUAAGGCGCCGUCUUGAAUAUCAGCAUGAUUAUAUGACUGAAACAAUUAGACCAGCUAAAGUAAUUGAGGCCGCCAGGUAUUUGAUUACCACCGAAUUGUAUAUCAAACAUGGUAUACAUAUCGAUGAUAAUUGGUUUAGUAGUUUUGAUUCACAAAAUGUUGUACCAUUUUUUGCUGACCGACGGGAUGAAAAUAUUAUUAGAAAUAUCUUCAACCAUCAGACUAUUAGCGGCAAUAAUGAUAACAAUAUUGAUGAAUUUGAUAUGGAAAACCUGAAUCCUGGUGGCCAACAAACAUUACUUGAUAAUGUUCCUGUAGAAAAUAUUCCACUGCAGAGAGUAAUUAUUGCGCCUGGGGAGGGACAGCGUCCUCUUGAUAUGGUAGUGGAUGAAGAUUCCGAGGAACUCGCAUUCGUUACUAUUUAUGGAGGAAAGAAAAGAACGUGUCCAGAAACAUACAGUAAAAUUGUUCGGUCAGAAUUACGAAGAUAUGACAGACGAGCUUGUAGAAUAGAUAAGCUACUCUACAGUUACAAAAAACUUGAGCUUUUGUCAAUAAAGAGUGCUAUGUCCAUCGCUUUACGCAAGCAUGUUAGAUCGACAAAUGUCACGGCGGGUAAUGCCCUUAACGAUGCAUUCAUGAAUAACCUUAUACAACACGAUGAUGGAUAUCGUAUUUUAAAAGGUGUGCGAUCUUCUCCAGCUCACUGGGAAGCUGAAAAAAAGAAAGCAGUGGCAAUGAUUCGACAAUUUGGCCUUCCUACCUUUUUUAUUACACUUUCUGCAGCAGAAACAAAAUGGAUUGAACUGUUGGUUAUUUUAUCAAAAACGGUUGAUAAUGUUGAAAUAACUGAGGAUGAUGCUAACAACCUAAGUUUUGCCGAAAAGGCCAGACUUAUUCGCAGUGAUUCCAUAACUUGUGCCCGUUAUUUUGAUUUUAGGUUUCGACAACUUUUUGCCCUUUUCAAGAUGAGUAAUGGAGUUUUUGAUAACCAUCCCGUGGAAAAAUAUUACUGGAGAGUUGAGUUUCAGCAGAGAGGAUCUCCACAUAUCCAUGGUAUGUAUUGGUUAAAAGAUGCUCCAAAAAUUGACCUUAACGAUCAGUCUACUUUUCCCGCCGUAGUUGCGUUUAUUGACAAAUAUAUAAGCACAAAUGGUAGCGAUCCAUGUGUUGCCCAAUAUAUUGAUUAUCAAAAACACAACCAUAAUCGGUCUUGUACUAGGGAAUAUAGGGGAGAAAGAAUUUGCCGGUAUGGUAUUCCAUAUCCACCAAUGCCUCAAACGGAGAUUCUUACUCCUCUUCCAGAAAGCUUUGAAUGUAUAGAUCAAUAUAAGGAUUUAUAUGCCAAAAUUCAAAGCCUUCUAAAUUCUAAUUUAAGUGGUGAAGAAAUAUCCAAUUUAAAUGACUUUGAAUGCUUCUUAAACAGUGCUCACAUUAAUAUGUCAUAUGAGGAAUACAAAUUGGCUUUGCGUUCAUCUCUUAAGAAGCCUAGAAUUUUUUUACGUAGAAGGUUCGAGGACAAAAUGCUAAACGCGUAUAAUCCCACAAUACUGCCAUUGCAUAGAGCAAAUAUGGAUAUUCAAUUUAUAUUGGAUGCAUAUGCAUGUUGCAGCUAUAUUGUUAAUUAUAUUAACAAAUCCAAUCGGGGAAUUUCCAGAAUUUUACGCGAGGCAGUUGAUGAAAUUAGAGGAGGGAAUUUUUCUAUUAAGCAAAAACUUCAACAUAUUGGACAUAAGUUUAUUUCAGGAACUGAAAUUUCUGCACAAGAAGCAACUUAUUGUUGUUUGGGAAUGCACCUUUCGGAAAGCAGUAAUGCGGAUAUAUAUAUAAAUACAGGUAGACCCGAAGAACGAGUAUUGAUUCUAAGGUCACGCGAUCAGCUACAAAACUUGCCACCAGACUCUACAGAUGUGUACGUAACAAGUCUUUUGGACCAUUACGUUCAGAGACCUGAUGAGUUAGAUUCACUGUGCUUGGCAGAUUUUGCAGCUUUUUAUAAGUUUUCACGAACCGCAAGAUAUAUACAAAAUGAUGAAACUUAUAAUGAGCACGAAGACCACGAAGAAAACGAGUUAUCUGGAAGAUUUCUGAGAUUAAAAGAUAAUAGCGGAUUCAUCAAAAAGAAAACGAAGCCAAAUGUUAUCAGAUAUAGGCAUUAUAAUGCAAAUACUCAUCGAAGUGAUUACUUUAGAGAAUUGGUAAUGUUAUACCAUCCCUGGCGAAAUGAAGAAAUCGAUAUUUUGCAAAAUGAUAACGAAGGCUUUUGUAGUAUUCACAAGGAUUCCAUUGAAUCAAACCGGAAAAGGUAUGAUGUUUUUGAAGAAAGGGAACUUGAAAACGUUCUUGAAAAUCUAAGGCAUGAAACCGAAUCCGACAGUAAUGGCAACGAAGAUAAUGAUAAUACAGCUAUUGAUAACGAGUUUAGAGUUCUGGGUGUACCUGAAAUAAAUCCAGAUAUUAAUGUUCUUAACAUACCCGAAAACGAACCAACUGAGGAAUCUUCGGAAGGUUGUAUUCGUUUGAUUAAACUUCCGCCACUUAUACCAGAAAACGAUUUGUUAACAAUGGUGAGAUCAUUGAACAAUAAACAAAAGCUUUAUUUAUCCCAUUUGUUACAUAACAUUAAAUUGGGACAUUCAUUUUACGAAUUUGUUGGAGGUGGUGCUGGAGUCGGUAAAAGUAGAUUAAUAUCUGCUAUAUAUCAAUCUUUAAAUUACAGACUAAAUUUUAUUCCUGGUACGGAUCCCAGUUUGAUAAAAGUAUUGCUUUGUGCACCUACUGGAAAGGCAGCAUUUGGCAUUGGUGGAGCUACACUUCAUUCAAUGUUUUCACUGCCAAUAAAUCAGUCUGCGGCAGAGCUUAGACCUUUAAGCAGUGAUACAGCUAAUGCUUUGUAUUCAAAAUUUUUAAACUUAAAGCUCCUAAUCAUAGAUGAAAUAUCUAUGGUAGGAUCAAAAAUGCUCAGGUAUCUCGACGCAAGACUGAAGCAAGUAUUUAAAUCGACUGCACCAUUUGGAGGAAUUUCUCUGGUAGUGUUUGGGGAUUUGAGGCAACUUCCGCCUGUAGGAGAUAGUUGGAUAUUUUCUGCACCAUCAAAUGAUCCUUAUAGUGUUAUAUAUGGGUCUACAUUAUGGGACAUGUUUAAAUAUUUUGAACUAAAUGAAAUAAUGCGUCAGAGAGAAGAUCAAGCAUUUGCAAGAGCUCUUAAUAAUAUGGCUUGCGGAAAAAUGUCUGAACAAGACGUCUCUUUGAUGAAAUCGCGGGAAGUUCUUGAGUCAAAUGUUCCAGCCGAAGCAAUACAUUUACUAUGCACAAAUGCUGAAGUUGAUAACUGGAAUGCUAUUAAACUCAAUAGUAUAACUACAGAAGAAUCAAUUUCUUAUGCCGAUGACCAAGUAAAAUCAGUGGGAUUAUCCAGAGAAAAUAGAGCUAGUAUUUUGGAAAAUGUUAAAGUUUUCAAAACAUCCGAGACACAAGGACUUCGGUAUGAUUUGAAAUUAAAGACAACUGCAAAGUAUAUGGUUACAGUAAAUAUUAACACUAGUGAUGGCUUAGUCAAUGGAGCAACAGGGCAACUCAUGCAAAUUGACUUUGAUAACAAUCACAAACCAUUUACAUUGUGGAUUAAAUUUUCUGAUACUUCUAUUGGUGUUUUGGCUCGGUUACAAAGACGACAUCCAAAUGAAGCUUUAUGGACACCUAUAGAAAUGUUAGUACGGUCCUUCCAAUAUAAACAGAACGAAAAUGUGAACAUUGACCGUAAACAGUUUCCAGUUGUACCAGCUGAAGGUAUAACUAUCCAUAAAAGCCAAGGAGCAACAUAUGAAAGCGUAGCUGUUCAUUUAAAAUCAGGCAUGAAACGCUCUGCUUUAUAUGUUGCAUGUAGUCGAGCAAAAAGUGCUUCGGGACUUUAUUUAAUUGGCAAGUUCCCAUCUAAUUUACCUAAAGUGACAAAUAAUGACUUAGUCCAAAUGGAGAUGAAUAAUCUUCAAAAUAGUAAAAAACUAACAACAAAUUUUGAUUUUUUGAUGGAUAGAAGAUUAAAUAUAACUUAUCAUAAUGUUCAAAGCUUACAUGCUCAUAUUGAAGAUGUUCGUUGUGAUAAGUUGAUGUUGCAGUCGGAUAUCCUUUGUUUUGUUGAGACUUGGACUUUAAGUCAUGAAAACUAUGAUAUUCCUGGUUUUAGCAUUUUACCUAGAAUGCGAUUAGAUUCAAAUGAAAACGCAAAUAGACGAUGCAAACGUGGAAUUAUCGUUUACGUGAAAAAUGAACUUGCAAAUUCUAUACAAUAUUGCUAUAGUAAACAAGCUCACAUUGCAAAUAAAACAUUCGAAUUUAUUAUAUUUAAGUGCCAGGAUUUUAACAUUACCGUUUUGUAUAGAAAUAAAAACUACCCUGCUGGAUCUGUAAUUAGAGAGUUAAACGAGUUGUUUUCCCAAAGUAACUAUUUUAAUGACAAAUCCAUUAUAAUUGGAGAUUUAAAUAUUUGCCGAAGAAACAGUUGCAGCGAGUUAGAAAGACAACUAAGGGAUAAAGGUUUUAACUCUCUAAAUUCGACGAGCACUACAAAAAGUGCAACACAAAUUGAUUGGUGUUUUUCAAAUUUAGACGAAAGCACGAUUAGUGCUAAAACAUAUGAAACUAUCCAUAGUUACCAUGACGCAAUAUGUGUUAGCAUAUUAAGGUAG
Lucilia sericata (common green bottle fly) is the source of this 4824-nucleotide messenger RNA. RefSeq lists its product as uncharacterized. The record is from RefSeq and is a predicted model, not a curated record. Lineage: Eukaryota; Metazoa; Arthropoda; Insecta; Diptera; Calliphoridae. The coding region runs from base 1 to 4824 and encodes 1607 amino acids. Gene Ontology annotation, biological process: DNA repair; telomere maintenance. Gene Ontology annotation, molecular function: DNA helicase activity. The transcript has a single exon.